Bemisia tabaci is the source of this 910-nucleotide messenger RNA. The record is from RefSeq and is a predicted model, not a curated record. NCBI's taxonomy places the organism in Eukaryota, Metazoa, Arthropoda, Insecta, Hemiptera, Aleyrodidae.
GAUUGUAAACUGAAGUGGAAAUACAUUCGUGAUUACUAUAUGAGGAAGAAGAAAGAAAACAAAUUGCCCACAGGAUCAGCAGCCACUUCCCAAAAAGAUGACUGUAUCUUACGGCGUUUAUCCUUCCUAGCGGACUCUUUGGAAACAGCCCCAACGAUUGGAAAUAUUGCGGAGCCUGAUAAUGACGAUACAACUCAAGGCGAUGGUGCGAUUGACGAUUUAAUACGUGAGGAAGAGGCAAAUGAUGGUGCAGCAUCUGAAACGGUCAUUUCCCCAGUUUUGGAGGCCUCAACUUCUGAAUCCCAAACAGUAGCACCGGGCGCAUUGCAAUCCACACCUACGAACUCAGCUACACCAAAACGUCAAGCUUCACCGAAAAAAAGUCCUUUUAAGAAAAGAGCUUCAGUUCGGGAUAGGGCGUUUCCGGAGUUCCAAAAGCAAUCUAAGGAAAGAUUAGACUUAAUGAAAAGCUUCCUUGAAACAGAAAGAAAUCGGCAGGUACCGCCGAUGCCGACAGAAACUCCAUCUCACUCACCCAAUUCGGGACUACUUCAAGGGCAUUGCUUCAGCUGUAAUAAAUUUACCUCCUCUCCUUCAACUUGAAGCUAAACGCGAAAUAUCAAACAUUGUCGUUAAUUUAGAGUAUAGAGCAUUACAAGAGCAAAUUGCCGCGCCCGUGCACGCCAUGUCCACCUCAAAUUCUUUGGGGACUUCACAGUAUAAUUCAAACUCAGCAGUAUACUCGCCGCCUUCCAACUCUGCGGUGUCAGCUGUGUAUUCCCCUUCCUCAAGCGAUGAAACUGCUAAUGAUAACACAUUCUUUACUAAUUUGUAAACUACAUUGUUAUUUUCCAUUUAUGUACCAAUGUAUUGUUUCCACAUAACUAAUAAAUUAUUUCUUUUUCACUUA